Molecule: messenger RNA, 599 nt
Organism: Owenia fusiformis
Lineage: Eukaryota; Metazoa; Annelida; Polychaeta; Sabellida; Oweniidae
Source: the annotation of a GenBank genome assembly
AUUCGCGCAACUUUUGAAUUUGAUUAUCCUAAACACCGAGUAUGAAAAAAUGACAUGUAAAGCAUGCAAAAUAGAAACUAAUGAUGUAGUUAAACAUGCUGUCUUAGAAUGCCAAGCAGUAAUUUCACUUCGAGACAAUUUGUUUGAACGCAUCGUAGAUAUUCUAGAUCCCAUUGAUUCUGUUGCAUUAUUUAAUGCUGAAGACAACAUUUUGAUAGAAGCCUUAUUGGAGGCACAUGUCCUCCAAAAUUGUAAGCAAGAAAUCUGGGAGCAAUACAUUUCAUAUUGCGCAAUUAAGAUCUCUAAUCUUGUCCAGUACCUUACUCAAUUUAACUCAUAACAUGAUUGCAAUCAUGUAAUAGAAAACAAUACAUGAAUAUCUGUAUGAUGUACAUAUGUUUAUAUUUUAUUAUUUUAUCGCAUCCAUGUGUUUUUAUUAUUUAUUUUUUAUUUGUUUGUUGGUUCACAUGUUUCGAUGUUUGUUGAAUUGAUGUAAUUUUAUAUUGUGAGUUUUAUAUUUGCACGUUGAUUGUACUCUUCUAUAUAAGGAGGAAUAAAAAGCAAUACAAUACAAUACAAUACAAUACAAUACAAUACAA